GCAAAAUAGUAAUCGUUCGUGCUGCACACAAUAUUAACUAAAGUGCUAAGAGUAUUUCGAAAUCAUGACCAGCUUUCCAGUAAUCCAAGUAAAAGAAGGGGAAUGGAGGUCACGAAACUUCCUCGAAGUCUUGGGAGUGAAAAUUCCAUCUUAUUUCACAACCGAUCCACAAUUACUUAGCGACUUCAUCUCGGAUUUCCAUCCGAGAGCGGACGAUGUUUUUGUGGCGUCUUAUCCAAAGUCAGGUGAGGAACUAUAAACGAGAUGUUGUAUGUUGCCUGGUACUUGUUGAGGACAGGAUUUUCAUGCUUCAUGAUGCAAACAUUUACUUGGUAAUAAAAAACCAAUGGCUUCAACAACGGUUUACCUUCGGGACUAUCACGCUAUCAGUUUAGUCUCCUUCGCUGCAGUUGUUUGAUCUUGUCACGCAGCGCGUUCUCUCUCACAAGAAAAUAGGUGAAAUGAUAAGGAGAGUAAAUACUGAUAGUGAUGUAAGUAUGGUAUUCUGACAAAACCAAACAACGGUGGCAAAGGAGACUAAAAUCAGUUAAGUGGAUCAUAGAUGUGAGCAGCUGUUUCCUAAGGGGGGAGGGGGUGGAUGGGAGGGGAGGCCUAUUGCAUAAAAUUUGAACAAACAACUGCAUAGGAGACUACAACCCCCCUAUUAUCACUUUUAUUUACCUUUAUUAUCAUUUUAUUCAUAUCUUUUGUUAAUUUUUAAAAAUUCCAAUCAGAAAACUGUUAUUAGGGACUUGUUGUUGUCUUGCAAAAUUAAGGUAAUAGUUUUUUUUUUCACAAAACAUGUUUUGUUAUCAACUAGUUUCAAAAACUUUUUUCCAGCUUCCUCAGCCUUGUUAACAUUUUGCUCGUAAUAAUUAAAGUCUUCUCUCAUACCUUAUUGAUAUAUCUCUGCACUGUAAUAAAUUGUAUCAAUUAUCCACUACAGUUGAAAUAAACUUGCUUUUGUUUGUUUAGGGACAACUUGGGUGCAAGAGAUUGUUUGGCAGAUCUUUAAUGGAGGAGAAGUGAACAGUGACUCAAUUUCUAAAAGAAUUGCAUUCCUAGAUACUCUAACUUCGCCACACUUUCCAAUACAAGUUUCAGAGAUCAACUCUUUGCCAAGUCCUCGCAUUUUUAAGACACACUUACCUUACAAAAUUAUUCCCAAAGGUGCAAGCAAUAACACCACUUGUAAAUAUAUUUACAUUGCUCGCAAUCCUAAAGAUGUUGCUGUGUCAUACUUCAAAUUCAUUACAAGCUCAAAUUUGAUUGGAAAUGGAUAUAGUGGACCCUGGGAAUUUUGUGCCAAGCUGUUCAUUGAAGGAAAUGGUGAGAUUGAAGAAACUGAAGUUUGCUGUAAUUUAAAGAGAGUUGUUAAUGUUCAUGUUUUUCUUGGCUGUGCACUCCAAUUCUUACCUCUGAACUAUGGAGAACACACUUAACUAGGUUCAUUGUGUUUGUUUAGGAGAAUAGUGUAACACCUGAGUCUUUUUUUGCUACCUACUGAAAUUUUCUUCUGCCUAUUUGUGAAGUUCAUAUUUCAGAUCACUUUUGUGUCUUGGUGUUCAAUUAGCAGAUUUGAAGAAAUUUUUUACUCAAAUUUUCUUUCAUUUGGAUUUUAGCCAACUGAAAAGGAAGAAUUUACUUCUAGACAAUAAAGGAGUACAGGAGGGUUUGUUAUACACACCCUGCCAAGAGUGACCAAACAGGAAUUUUGUCUUGAAAUAUCAAUACUUUUUUUUUCUUUUAUAGCUUUUAAAUUCUCAGAGCUAAAAUUCUAAGUAAUUUGUGGCAGAAAUAGCAGAAAAGUUUAGACAUAGAUCUAUGGAGUCAAGAAAUUAUGGGAUGGUAUUUGGCAACUGUCCUUGGGACUUUUGACCCUUGUUGUAAGUCACUCGCAAAGAACAGGAACAACAACUUCUUUUUUUACUUUGAAAUGGAAAUACUUGUUCUGAAUGAAAUUUUUUUUCUCUAUGUUAUAAUCAGUUGGAUUUAACCAUUGGAAUGACCAUGUUCUGGGCUGGUGGGAGCAGAAAGAUGAUCCGAACAUCUUGUUUCUCAAAUAUGAAGAUAUGCACAAGGUUUGUUGGCUCCUAAAUCGUUACAGUGAUUUAAAUUCAGAUAGGCUAGUUCACGUAGUUUGUUUCCUAAUUUAAGGAACCGAUUGAAAAAAAAAAUAUGAUUUAAGACCCUAUUACGGAAACCGAAAGAGGAAAAUCCAAAAAUAUUUUGCGAAUCCCAAAAAAUAUUAAGAAUCGAUAUCUUUUUGACAAAUCGCUUUUGAAAAGUUUGUCAAAUCGAGAAAACAGUUUCAAAUCAUGGUUUAAUUUAUACAUCCACAAAUAACUUUUAUGAAAAUCGAAAAUAAUUUACAAUCUAAGAAUCUUUCCAAAAUCCAGAAAAUUUUUUGCUGAUCGAGAAAAAUAUUUUGUCGCAUGACACUUGCGCCUGUGGUCGGCACUUUGUCACGAUACAGCACAGUGUGUCGCACUAGGUUGCACUAGGUCGACUUAGAGUAACUACGCGAACGGACCAAAUUGUACCAAGUGUGUUGCGAUGUUCUGCUACAAAUGGGGAAGAGAAUUUGUGAGUAAUUUGCUAUUCUUAUUUAAAACUUGUUUAAAACUUGUAUUAAAAACUUGUUUAAACAAAUGUGAUCAAAUCUGCUUUAGGAUCUUCUUUCCCAUGUUAGAAUAAUCGCCAACUUCCUCAACAAGUCGCUGUCAGAGGAUGUCCUCUGUCGCAUUGCUAAACAGUGCAGUUUCAGUGGAAUGAAGAAAAAUGCUUCAAGUUACGCGUUCAGCGAUGGUGGGACUUCGCUGCUACGAAAAGGCGUGGUAGGAGACUCGAAUAAUUACUUUACUCCAGAGCUAACUGAGAGAUUUGAGCGGGAAGUGUUGGCAAAAUUACAUGGAAGCGGAUUGGAGUUUGAAUUUGAGAUAUAAUCUCUAUAAACAAUACCAUGUUCUUUCCAAAUAAUUUUGCGGAGAACGAAUGUUUCAGAAUGAAAACUGAUGUUCAAGUGGCCUGUGAAGCAGACAUUUGGCGAGAAUAUGAGUGACACGCGACACGAGGGAGAACGCCUCGCUCGCGUGUGCUGGUCCUAAAUCACUCGCGCCUACAUAAAUCGCGCGUCUGUCUCGAAUAUUCCCUAACCAUUUAGUGGAAUACUGAAUAAUUAAGAAAAAGAAAUGACUUAUUUCUAAGAUACGUCUCUGGAUAAUCCAUAGUCAUUUAAUAGACCCACGUUGCAUAACUAAAUUCUUAUUAAAUUUAAAACAAAUCUCAGAACAUUAUUAGUUAUGAACAGCCUAGUUUGUUUAUUUGUUACACCCAUUCUGAAAUCACUGGUGGUCCCUGUAAUCUGAUUGGCUCUAAUUGGUGCGAUUCAUUCACGAAUCGCACCAUUUUUUGCUUUAAAUCGCAUCUUUUCCCCAGCCAAUGAGGGGGCUACACUAAAAACAAAACAACCAAUCAGAUUUCAAGGAUUGUUUAAAGUAACCAAUUUAAUUGCAGGAAAAUGAAAGACAAAGAGUAUCGUCGCAAAUUUUGCAACUUUUGUUUCCAAAACUCUUAUUCUUCAUCCCCCCCCUCUCAAAAAAAAAAGGAUGAAUUUAAUUUCUAACCGGCUCGGUACUGCAUCAAUAAAAUGUUUUAACUUACCAAGUCCCGUAUUUGGGUGAUUUCAAAAUGGAUGUAAUAAAAUGGUAAUUGAACCUCAUGUCGUGCAAUUUUGGUUUGAAUUCAUACUUGUGAUUUCAAAUCGAAUGAGCGGUUCAAUUACCCUUAUUAAUCGCAUGUGCUGUGGGGUAAUUGCGGUCAAAUUUCAGUCUCCACCUGUUUCCCUCGUGGACACUCUCUCAAAAACGCGCGACAUAAUUCGAUAUGAUUAAUUUAUUUUUUAAAUCAGUCUCAUAUGAGUUCAUCACAAGUGCAAUACAGACUAAUACAUAUCUUAGUACGAUGAUUUAUCGUCUGAGAGACCCAAAUUUUAAAACACUUCUACCUUGUUCCUAGCCUCAUUCAGACUUGCGUUGUUUUCUGAUAUGUAACUGACUGUAAUAUUUCAAUCCUUCAGUAAUUAUUGAUAGCCUCCCUUUAAAUUACAGGUAAUGUUUUGUGGAAAAUAAAUAAAUAAAAUAGUAUAAAUGUUAUUGCGAAUCAGUACACUAAUCAAGCGUCUUCCUUAAAUUCUACAACGUAUAAAAAUUUGCUGCGAUG
Molecule: messenger RNA, 4221 nt
Organism: Pocillopora meandrina
Lineage: Eukaryota; Metazoa; Cnidaria; Anthozoa; Scleractinia; Pocilloporidae
Source: the annotation of a GenBank genome assembly